Spirometra erinaceieuropaei is the source of this 270-nucleotide messenger RNA. Lineage: Eukaryota; Metazoa; Platyhelminthes; Cestoda; Diphyllobothriidea; Diphyllobothriidae. The record is from the annotation of a GenBank genome assembly.
AUGAUCAGCCCUAACGAAACGAAGGACAAAUUCUAUGAGGACCCAUACGCACUCCUGGCGACUGUGCCGGAGGCGGAUAAGUUGAUCGCCCUUGGUGACUUCAACGCCUCCGUCGGCACAGGCCAUGCUGCUUGGAGGGGACUGCUGGGUUCCCAUGGUCUCAACGGCCCUAAUGACAAUGGCCUGCUCCUCCUACGAACCUGCGCAGAACACGGGCUCAUCCUGACUAACACCUACUUCCGCCACCCGUUGCGUGAGAAGGCCACCUGA